AGGGGUUGUUAGCCGGAAUUAUGUUGUGCAAUGAUUGGCUUGGAAGAUGAGAGCUGGUAAAAUUCUUGUGCAAUGACAGGUCAGUGGAAUGGGGGUUGGUAACGGUCCCAAGCAGCGAUUGGUUAGAGGCAAUUUGGUAACAUCGGUGAAAUUGCUACAUUAAACUCAGUGGGAACUGGCGGCUGGUAGGGUUGAGGGCGGAUUAGCUGAUGUAGCUAUUCGUUGGUGUUGAGGGAUUGACUGAGAACGAUCUAGAAGCCCUGGCGUUAUGGUAAUUACAUGAAAGGAACUGUGUAUGUACCUUUUCCCAUUGACUCUUACGCACAUGGAAUGCUUAUUAUAUCGGCUGUAUUAGGAAAGUGACUCCCCCAAAACCCCGUGUAACAAUGUUCAUAUCUCCAACUUGUAAAGAAAGAGGGAAUGGCAUGAAUUCGGAAAAGCUAUCUACCAACUACAUGAUCUGCGCCAACUACCAGAAAGUUCUUCGAAAGGAAAAUGGUGCAAGGGUCCCUCAACCUAUGGCAAGUGGACCAACUGCUUUCAUACCAGAAAAAGAGAUUGCGCAAGACAAUCCUGUAGAUGGACAUCCCAGUUUAUUAUUUCUUGAAGAAUACUCCACCACUGGACACCCUGACAAUACAACAAAAAUCAUGGCUUUACACCCCCAAUACCUAGAGUCUUUUCUCCGCACACAGUAUUACAUACUGCGUAUGGAUGGACCACUCCCCUUUGAACACAGACAUUACUUGGCAAUAAUGGCUGCUGCCAGGCACCAGUGUUCCUAUCUGGUAAACAUGCAUAUAAAUGAGUUCCUGCAGGUGGGUGGCGACAGUGAAUGGCUAAGUGGCUUGGAGUACAUCCCCCAGAAACUUAAAAACCUCAAUGAAGUCAACAAAAUCCUUGCCCACAGACCUUGGCUGAUCACUAAGGAACACAUUAAGAAAUUACUUAAACCAGGAGAGAACAGCUGGUCUCUGGCUGAGUUGGUGCAUGCCAUGGUUCUGUUGGCGCACUACCAUGCCUUGGCAAGUUUUGUCUUUGGAAGCGGCAUUAAUCCAGAGAUUGAUCAAGAUACCAGCCAUGGCUUCAGACCACCAGUUGUCAGCAACUUCUGCAUGUGCAGUAACACCAAUGAGAGCCAUGUGGAGGAUGUCAUAUCUGUGCACAGCAGCCCUGGGACUUCUGACUCGGUCAGUGAAUUGGAAGCUCUUAUGGAGAGAAUGAAGAGACUUCAGGAGGAGAAUGAAGAGGAGGAAGCAUCGCAAGAGGAGAUGGCAACACGUUUUGAAAAAGAGAAGAAAGAGAGUCUUAUGGUAGUCACUGGAGCUUAUGAAGAUGAGUGGAUUCCAACCUCUUGCAUAUCUCGCUAUGUAGACGACCCAAGUUUUGGGUACAAAGAUUUUGCCCGCCGAGGAGAUGAUCAGCUUCCUACAUUCCGAGCGCAGGACUACUCCUGGGAGGAUCAUGGUUUUUCUUUGGUUAAUCGACUUUAUUCCGAUAUUGGUCAACUGCUUGAUGAAAAGUUUCGCAUGGUUCGUAACUUGACCUACAACACCAUGGCAAUACAUGAAGAUGUGGAUACGACCACUUUAAGACGAGCUAUAUGGAAUUAUGUUCAUUGCAUGUUUGGCAUAAGAUAUGAUGAUUAUGAUUAUGGUGAAGUCAAUCAGUUGCUAGAACGGAGCCUGAAGGUUUAUAUCAAGACGGUGACUUGCUACCCUGAAAGAACCACAAAACGCAUGUAUGAUAGCUAUUGGCGGCAAUUUAAACAUUCUGAAAAGAUCCAUGUUAAUUUGCUGUUGAUGGAAGCACGUAUGCAGGCAGAACUCCUGUAUGCUCUACGAGCUAUAACUCAUUACAUGACUUGAAGUCAGGAAAAAAUACUUUCUCCAAGAACUUGCUGGCAAUGGAAGCUGAACCAGUGCUGAUUCUAAAUUUUUGGGGCAGUGACAAUGAAUCCAUUCUAGAAUAUUGUCCAAAACAUUAGCCAUAAUGUGCAAUUUGUGCUGACUGUAGAAAAACUGAAACAUUGCUAAAGUUUAACACUGAAAAGUAAUCUUAUAACUGAUAUCACUUGCCAAAUUCACAGCCCAUUUAUAAUGUGUUUGCCUGUGCAAUUGUUACAGUCAGGAGUAAUGUGAAGUGGUUUGUGAGAGAAAGUGAGCGAAGAAGGAUCUUGGUAAUUUCCAAAAUGUGAAUGAAAAAUGCAAACAUUUCUCAGGUUUUGUUUGCUUUAAAUCUAGCAUGGAUAUUGUUCUCCCUUCUAUGAACUUUUUUUAUUUGCGUUGUAGUUGAAUUCUAUUUGCACAUCUGUCUUUUAUAAGCUAAAUAAACUACAGGAGCUAAAUUAAUCUAUGAUGCAAGAACUGGACCCACUAAAGUUAAAGAAUUGUUUAAAAUAAAUGAGUUUGUUUGAGUGUAUGUUAUCUGAAACUUGUGAAUUUCUGCUUUAAAUACUGACCAUUCUGAACUGUGUUCAAGUCACAAUCAUUUUUAUUCAUACCUCUUCCCAUUCUACAUAGACUAGAAAUGUAAUGUGCAAAAUGUUUUUGUAGAAACAGUGAUAUACUGGUAGAAGUGGUAUACUUUGAGCAAAUUGAAUACAUGUAGUUAGAUUGCUAAACCAUUAGAUUCAUAACCAUUAAUGGACAUUUAUUGAUGGACAUUUAGCAUUCAUUGUUGAAACCUGGAUCAGAUUUGCUUUUGAUUAGCAGGCAACACUUGUAGGAGAUCACAUUCCUCCUUGACUUCAUUGCCCACAUUUGCCUUUGUUGCUGCCAUUAAAUUACAUUGUUUAUAAUUUCCUAAAAUGAAAUUGAUGCUCUGUGAGUUAACAUAGCAAUAACCAAUUGCAUUUGAGCGAAUGGUGGUUGAAAAUUUUCAAAACUAGAUGCGGCGCUGAUUAAAUCAAGUAGCAUGUAUGUUUUGAAGUUGGUAGCAGAAUUCUCCUAGAAGAUGCCAGUGUAAAUCUUUAGUUUGGGAAGGAGGAUUAUUCCUGUUCACCAAAACUAACUCCUACUUGCACUGAGAUAUUAAUUGAGAUAUUAAUUAGGGAGAAACACUUUUCAAUAUGCGAACAGAGGUAGAGCAGAACAAUAUGGCAAUUAUUACAUGUUAUUUAUUUUAGAUGUAUAUUUUGAUUAGUUUAGGAAUAUUGGUGCAAUCAGGAAUAAUAAUUGAAGCUGGCAUAAUAAAAUUCUAUUAAUAUUUUU
Molecule: messenger RNA, 3212 nt
Organism: Leucoraja erinaceus (little skate)
Lineage: Eukaryota; Metazoa; Chordata; Chondrichthyes; Rajiformes; Rajidae
Product: sestrin-3-like
Exons: 10
Coding region: 387-1868 (493 amino acids)
Biological process (GO): cellular response to L-leucine; regulation of response to reactive oxygen species; negative regulation of TORC1 signaling
Cellular component (GO): nucleus
Molecular function (GO): L-leucine binding; oxidoreductase activity, acting on peroxide as acceptor
Source: RefSeq, a predicted model, not a curated record